Molecule: messenger RNA, 1889 nt
Organism: Sesamum indicum (sesame)
Lineage: Eukaryota; Viridiplantae; Streptophyta; Magnoliopsida; Lamiales; Pedaliaceae
Source: RefSeq, a predicted model, not a curated record
AUGCAAUCUCCCUGUAAGACACAUUGGGAUGCUGCUUUACACCUGGUACAAUAUCUCAAGGGAACCAUUGAUCGAGGUCUUCAUUUUGCUGCCAACGACAACUUUAACAUCACUGCUUACAGUGAAGCUGAUUGGCCAAGUUGCAAGGAUACCAGACGAUCCUUAACAGGAUAUUGUAUCUUCUUGGGCACCAGCUUGAUUUCUUGGAAAAUAAAGAAACAAACUACAGUAUCCCGAUUCAAACUUGGGCUUCUUCGGGGGCACCGCUGCUGUGCAUCGAUAAGCAACAAACCCGUACCUCGAAAAGACGAGUCGGAAUGCACAGCAGCGUUGCCCCCGAAGAAGCCCAAGUUGAAUCUGCCGCGUGAAGAAGAAGUACCAAAAGACGAGUCGGAAUGCUCUUCCUCAUCUGCGUCCAAUUUCAUUAUCGCGCCUGCCGCAAAACCCAGCGAGAAGAACACCCCUUUCUCUAAAAUAUUCUCCGAAGAGGAUGAAAUUUCUCUGCUUAAAGGCCUCGCCAUUUUCUGGGCUGACGGGAGGAACAACAAGUGGACCGAGUUUUACAACUUCAUCAAGGACAGUCUUCCGCAUCAGUUUACGAGAACUCAGGUGUCUGAGAAGAUUCGUAGGCUCAAGGGGAAGUUUGAAAACAAUUUUGAAAGAGCUCGCGCCAAUGGGGGCUGCCUUGAUUUCUCAGAUGCCCAUGAGUCCGCUGUGUUUGAGGUGUCGAAGACACUGUGGGGAGAAGAUGAAAACGAAGCUGGGGAUAAACAUGCUGAAAAAGAAAAGGAGACACGAGACAGAAGCAGAUCCCAAAAGAAGAGAAAAAGGGCUGGGAAAGAUCCCAAAAGAAGAGAAAAAGGGCUGGGAAAGAGCAUGAUGCAGAAAAAGAGAUAGUGAAGAACCAAAAACAAGUGGGGAAGAUUGGCAAAGAGGAGUUUGCUUCUGCGUACCCACUCUUGUCAUCGUCUUUGGAUGAAAAUGGAUAUUCCAACAUCAUCAAGGAGAAAUUUCUAUUGAUUGGCAGAGAGAAGGCACAAGAGCUGGAAGAGAAGUGGAGGGCUGUGAAAGCUGCAGAGCUUAGACUGGAGCUUAAAAGAAUUGAUUUGAUUAGGAGGGACUUACACAAUCUACUCUGAAGCAAAUGAAGGAUUUAAGAGAUUUUUGGCUUUUGAACAGUUGAUGUGGAUGAGGACUUUUCAAGAGAUUGCAUCAUCUUUCAGGCAUCCAAGGAUUCAGAAUUGCCUUGACUUUUGUGUAUGGUGUAAAGUUUCUUUCUGGAAAUAGUAAUUUUGUAACUAGAGAGAAGAUGAAGCAGAAGUUAUGAACGGAGUUGGCAGAAGCAGAAGCAAGAAGGUGAGGUAUACUUGAGAUGAUGUAAUCAAACUUGUCAUAUCUCACAAACAAAUAUAUCUUUUGAGAACUUAAUUCCUGCAGAGAGUGAAUGAUAUUUAUACAACUGAUUUUUGUUUCAUAUUGGGCGACUGGAGAACAUACCAUAAACUCACCUGCUUCAUGCAUCAUUAAUAUUAUAAACUAAGGUGUUGUUUUAGAAAGGAUUUCUUAUGUAGAUAUAUGUCAUAUUCUGUCAUUUGUACAAUUAUAAGUACAUUAACGGGAUGUCAAUGUCUUGUGAAAGGAUAUUUUCCUUUCUGGAGUGUCAAUGUAAAUCAAAAUUUAAAUACUAAAGAAUGUUGUAAUUUUAUAAAUGAUUUAUAUAAUUAGACCUAAUUUCUUGUACCCUUGAAUUUGAAAUUCCACUUUGCCUAACAUCCGCCCUAGUUCGUCUUUCCCCUAGUGUCCCCAAUUCUGUUUUUUGUUGUUCGACACAAAGAGGCGAAGCUAGAGCAUUUGCAGGUUUGAAUGAACGGCACGACGUCAACAACAAU